Peromyscus leucopus (white-footed mouse) is the source of this 5591-nucleotide messenger RNA. It is a transcript of the gene Cep128, whose product is annotated as centrosomal protein 128. The record is from RefSeq and is a predicted model, not a curated record. NCBI's taxonomy places the organism in Eukaryota, Metazoa, Chordata, Mammalia, Rodentia, Cricetidae.
GCUCCCUUGUCCUUUUUUUCACUUCCCCCUGCAGAGACAUUUAUGUCCCACUUCCCCUUGUCCCAGGGUGGAGACACCAGAGCAGCCAAGGGUGUUUUGGGGGAAGUGUAGAGGCAACCCAAAAGAGCAUCUACUUGACUAGACCUUUUGCCCGGAAUCUCAUGAAGAAAUGAUAGGAGGCAGGCAUCCGUGCCUAAGAAGAGCACUGAGCUCAAAGGACAGCAACACAGAGUUCUGGGAGUGUACUUUGAGUUCCACCAGAUGCAGGAGUCUGAACAGCUCUCAUUGCUCAAAGUAAUUGAAAUUAAUAGCAGAAGACUUAGAGUGCACCCGGGAAGCUCAUGCCAAAAACUGAUUCUAUCUUAUUGAAAGUAUGUAAUCCUAGCUGGGGAUUUGUAUACAUCAAUGGCAGAAUCAUCCAGUGAUUCAGACCACUUCCGCUAUCGUAACCGAUUUAGUCGAUGGGCAACCAGGACAGUUCAAAGGGAAACUGGAAGUCAUCCGACAGUAGAUGUCACUGCGAAGGUCAACACUAUAACCAGUACUUUACAGGACACCAACCGGAACCUGCAACAAGUGGAUGAGAUGCUUGGACGAUAUCGAGACUAUAACAUUGGACAUGCGGGUGCUAUUGAACAGUUAAAGGGAGAUUUGGAGCAGUCGAUAAGCCAACUGCGGAGUCAGCGCUUACAGAGAAACUCUGGAGGGAGAAGUGCUUCUGUUACCAGCCUGAGUGCAAGUGAUCUCGAUGGUGGCAUUGUGGCAGAGAGUCUUCGCUUUACACCUACCUCACCGCUGAAGGACUAUGAGCCCCAGGGUAUUAAACGAAACAGGUCCAGAACUGGGGUUCGGUUUGUUCGGGAGACAGACGACAUGGCCCAGCUGCAUGCAUUUCAUCAGUCCCUCCGAGACCUCAGCAGUGAACAAGUUCGGCUUGGAGAUGAUUUCAACAAGGAGAUUUCCAGAAGAAGCCGGUCGGAUGCUGAAACAAAAAGGGUUUUGGAAGAAUUGACUGAGAAGCUUAAUGAAGCCCAGAAACAAGAUGUGGUUUCAGAUCGAGUGGAGCGGCGGCUUCAGGAAAUAGAGAGAGAGAUGCGCACGGAAAGAGAGCUGGUGGAAAGACGACAGGAUCAGCUGGGACUCAUGUCCUUGAAGCUUCAGGAGGCCCUGAAGAAACAAGAAGCUAAAGCAGAUGAGAAUGAGGACGUAAUGAAAAACAAGCUACGGCAAACUGAAACUGAGAAGAGUCACCUGGAACAGGAAUUGGAGCUCUCUCGCAGGCUGCUGAAUCAAUCUGAAGGCAGCAGAGAAACACUUUUGCAUCAGGUGGAAGAACUGCGUACUCAACUUACGAAAGCUGAAGGUGACCGGAAGGGUUUACAACACCAAGUAGCCAAGCAACAGUCGAGCUCCCAGGAUGAUCAACGAGAUGACUGGAGGUUUAGAAGAGGGGUAGAGCGGGAGAAACAGAGCCUGGAGAGGCAGAUGGCGGAACUGCGGGUGCACCUGAACUUCAACGCCAUGGCUUCCGAGUUAGAGGAGGUGAAGCGGUGCAUGGAACGGAAGGACAAGGAGAAAGCCAGUUUGGUGGCCCAAGUAGAGACUCUAACACGUGACUUGGAGAACAGGGAAAAACAACAGUUGCAGAUGUUGGAUCAACUUAAGGAGAUCCAGAAUCACUUUGAGACCUGUGAGGCUGAUCGUAAGCACAAUGACCUCCAGAUCUCAGAGCUGACUCGCCAUGCAGAGGAUGCGACCAAGCAGGCAGAACACUACCUUAGUGAGUUCCAGAGGUCGGAGGCCCUACGAGAGGAGGCAGAGAAGAGGCGAGAAGACCUGAAAACAAAGGCCCAGGUCAUCCGCCAGUGGAAGGUGAAGCAUAAGAAGCUGGAGCGGGCAUUGGAGAAACAAGCUGAAACCCUUGACCAGCUGACAGAAAAGAACAAUCAGCUUCUAAAAGAGAAAGACGAAUUGAAAAGCCAGUUUUAUGGAGCAUUGCAACAGAUCGAGAAUCUCAGGAAGGAACUGAAUGACGUCCUAACCAAGCGUGCUCUGCAGGAGGAGGAGCUUCACUGUAAGGACCAGAAACUCAGCGAUGUUCAAUCUCACCAAGUUGAACUUGAACUGGAGGUCAAGAAUUCCCUCGACACCAUCCAUCGGCUGGAAAGUGAAUUGAAAAGACAGAGUACGAUGCAAAGCCAGAUAAAAGCCGAGAAGAUUCACCUGGAGGAAGAAAUUGCAGAGCUGAAGAUGAGCCAGGCCCAGGACAAAAUCAAACUUCUGGAGAUGCAGGAGUCCAUCAAGGACUUGAGUGCCAUCCGAGCAGAUCUCGCUAAUAAAUUGGCUGAAGAAGAGAGAGCUAAGAAAGCUGUGUUCAAGGACCUUUCUGAACUGAUGGCCCAGACCAAGUCCAAAGAGGAAGAAAUGGCUACCAUUAUCACACAGUUAAACUUAGAACGAGACGUUCACCAGAGGGAGCUGGAAGAUCUCACAUCCUCACUGCACAGCGUGAAAACGAAGCACGAACAGAAUAUCCAGGAGCUGAUGAAGCACUUUAAGAAAGAAAAGAGUGAAGCAGAGAAUCAUAUCAGGACACUGAAGGCGGAGAGCCUGGAAGACAAGAAUAUGGCUAAAGCCCACCGCUGUCAGCUGGAGAAGCUGACGUCCCAGUGCGAGAAACUGACGGAGGAGUUAGCCCAGAAUGAAAACGAGAACAGGAAACUGAAGCAGAAGUACCAGUGUCUGAAGGAGGAACUAGAGGAAAAGGAGAAACAUAUAAGUAAUGAAGAAGAGCACUUACGGAGAAUGGAAGAGGCCAGGCUGCAGCUCAAGGAUCAACUUCUUUGUUUGGAGACAGAACAGGAAUCUAUUCUUGGUGUGAUAGGAAGGGAAAUUGAUGCAGCUUGUCAAACUUUCUCCAAAGACUCAGUGGAGAAAUUGAAAGUAUUUACCUCUGGGCCUGAAAUACAUUAUGACCCACAUCGCUGGUUAGCUGAAAGCAAGACCAAGCUUCAGUGGCUCUGUGAGGAGCUGAAAGAGAGAGAAAGCAGAGAGAAGAACAUGCGGCAGCAGCUGAUGCUUUGCAGACAGGAGCUCAGGGACCUGACGGAGCACAAGGAGUCUGAGCUGCUCUGUCUGUUCGAGCACAUCGAGAGGCAGGGGCAGCUUCUGGAGGAGUUCCACCAGGAGAAGAGAGGUGGGUCCGUGUGCUCCCUCUCCUCCUUCUCUGUCUUCAUAGGAUUGUGGGGCUGGACGAAAACCUCCUGGUACUUCUUCACUUAGGACUUUUUCUAAAUGGAUUUCUUUCCUUGCCUCUUAUUCUCCCAUCUUUCUUCAUUUCUGAGACUAUCAGACCAAGCUGUUGAGUCCUGAGAAAUUUCCUUUGGCCACAGUGCCCUCUUUUGCGCUUUCAAUAUGUAUCUGUGGGAUGUGUAUGAGAAUUGGCUUGGUAAGGUUCCAUCUUUUCUCCUGAUAAAGUGAUUGAAGUAAAAUAUCUAUUCAUUCAACAAAGACUUGUUUUGUAUUAGAGAAUCUCUCCCUGUUGGUGAGAACAAUGAAUCAACCAAAGGGAAAGGUCCGUUAUUCAGCUUACCUUAUUCUGGCUUGGGUGGCAGAAAAUGAAUACAAUAAAUAGAUGUGCACAUAUUAGGAGGUGUAAGCUCACUGGUGAAAAUAAUGGGCUAAGAAAGACAGAGUUUGGAAGAAUUAUGACAGAGUCAAACCUUACACAAAUGACUUAGAAAAGUACAUGUAUAGUUGCGUUCAUCAUAACAGGAAAAAGAAAAAUGAUGCCUAAAACCUGUGAAGUCAAGUACUCUUGUUCUUAAGCCAUUGCUAUAUUGCCUUAUUGAUGAACUCUAUCAAGAAGCACAGGACGCUCAUUGUAGUGUCCCCUUAAGAAAACCUGAAAUUUAAUAUAUGACAAUGCUUGUUCAGAGUAUUUGUUUUAAAAGUAACUUCAUUUUACAUUUUGAUAUGCAUGAAAAGGUUAAGUGUUAAAGAGGAAAUCAUAUCUAAUAGUGCUAUGUGGAGGCUUGCCCAUCCAGGCCACAUCCAGAGGACUGUUGCUCCAGGCCACUUGAGUAUUAUUAGCUGUGGCUACAGGAGAUGUCAAAGGAUGCUUUUCUGUUUUUCCUUAAUGGCAGUACAAUGAUGACAAUACACUUCCACAGCUGGCUAUGGAAGUUUGAGACCAAAGCUGUAUGUAUUUCCUGUGCUUUAUGUCAUGCUUCCUAGCUAACACUAGGUUACAAAUCAGCCUCAUUGUCAGUAAGUAGUAUUUGACCCGUCAUCAUUUCUUUGUAUUUAGAUUAAUGUGGCAUGCAAAAUCCAAAAGAGAAAAUAUUUAUACACAUAGCUUUAAAAGGAAAGCUACUACUAAGAUAUGAAGAAAGGAAAUUAUUUGUAGCCUUUGAGAAAGUAAGACCUUUAUAACAGAGAAUGAUUUCUCAGUUUGUUUAUAGUCAGUGUCUGUUAACUAAGAGUCCAAGUGGCAAGCACUAGAGGGGAUAAACACCAUCUACUUUCCUUUUUUGUGCUCAGCUCAAUGACUGACAGUUUUGUCUUAGCAAUAGUGGCUGCAGUUGGCAAGCAGCUAGACAGUCCUUACCCAGAUGCGUCACCUGUUUUUGUCUCAGUGCAUGUCCACCAUAGGCAGAUAAGGAAUGCAUUGGGUGGAUAAUCUAUCCACUGACACAUGGCUACAUGGAGACAUGGAGGAUUCCGGAAGGAAGUGGUUUGUAAAUGUUGCAAAGUGUUGUACUUCCAGUGCUAUAGCCCAGUGCACUGUAGACAUGCCAAGGACUUUCAGCCCGCAAAUGGACAACUACAUGAUGAAACAGCAUCAUUAGAGAGGGUAUAAUAUUAACAUUUAGUGAGAGAAAAAUCAUAAUUUAAAAAGGAAGCAUACUUGGGUGUUAUAUUUUAGAUUUGUAAAGAGCUGAUAUCUGGCCAUUGACCCAAAUUUCUUAACAUUUUGAAAUUCCUUGGCCACCAACUGUAGGCAUUUUCUAUAUCACAUAGAUUAGCAGUGAGAUUCCAUUUGUGUUUUGUUUGGACAUUAUUAAUUGGCUGUCCAGCCACACUCAACCACUUCUAUUACUUGCCAAAUUACGUCACUUUUCAAACUUGUCUUACUCAAAAAUACAUGUAAUACUGACAUUUACAGAAUUACUAGUCAUUGUUGCUUGGUGCAAAGAUAAAGGAAAACAGUAUUUUGUUUUUUGUUGCUCAUUCCUGUUGGGGGUAGCUUGGAACUGAGGGAACUGAAUAUGGAACAGUGGAUAAUAAAGAAUACAUUUUCAACUGUAAAAUGCUUUGAGGAAGAUAAGAAUGAGCUAGAGUAAACCCAGACUCAAGAACUGGACUCCAGUGACCCAGAGAGAAAACAGACAGACAAGUAAACAAUAUUUGCCUUUAGUAUAGGGUAGAAUUUAUUAAGAAGUAGGACCUUGGAUUUUCCUCAAAGCUGACAGAGAAUAAAUACAAGAAAGAUUAAUAAAGCUGGUGGAACAAGGGAGGGACUAGAGUGUGAAAUUAGGAAAGAUGAAUUGUGUGGGAACCCAUUCUAAAAAAUAAAAAAGACAUGAAUA